AACACCAGGGCCAUGGACACACAAAAUGUCGGUAAGGCCCAUACAGGAGGGAUCUGCCUAGUGGAUAAUGAGCAGUGUCCGAAGAGAAGGCAGCCAUAAAGAUUCAGGCAUGGUGGCGUGGCAACAUGGUGCGCCGGACGUUACUGCAUGCAGCACUCAGGGCCUGGGUCAUCCAGUGCUGGUGGAGGUCGAUGCAGGCCAAGACAUUGGAGCAAAGACGGCGCCUGGCACUAAGAGUCUACACCUGCCAGGAGUGGGCCGUGGUGAAGGUGCAGGCACAGGUGCGAAUGUGGCAGGCCCGCAGACGGUUUCUUCAGGCACGCCAAGCGGCCUGCGUCAUCCAGUCUUACUGGCGCUGGCAUGCCAGCCAAACCCGAGGCCUGAUCCGGGGCUGCUAUGAGGUCAGAGCCAGCCGGCUGGAGCUCGACAUCGAAAUUCUCAUGACCUAGGGUGCUGGCAGAGCCAAGGAGACUGGAUCUCUCUUCCAAUAAAGACAUUUACUGAUCA
Ceratotherium simum simum (southern white rhinoceros) is the source of this 507-nucleotide messenger RNA. The record is from RefSeq and is a predicted model, not a curated record. NCBI's taxonomy places the organism in Eukaryota, Metazoa, Chordata, Mammalia, Perissodactyla, Rhinocerotidae.